AUGAGCGGGUCGGAGAGCGUAAACUUCAGGCGAAUGGCCAUCCGGAGGAAGUCCAAUCCCAGUCUGCACAGCUCCGCGUUGGUCUUUGCCACUGGCGCCGCUGCCAAAGGGACCGCAGCCUCUUCCCCUCAGUGUCGCGCGGACUGGUGGAGAGACGCUGCGCGGGAGACGGCAGGUGGCAGCACAUGUCCAAAGAUCGUUAUAACUGUGCCUUGCACUGCAAGCAGCACAGGGAGCAGCACAUCCAAGCUAUUUGAGCCGAACAGCUGCAAUGAAGUGGCUCAGAGAAUAAAUGGAAACGUGCCAGCUAAGCACUCCCCACGCCCAGCUUCAAAUCCAAAGCCACAAGUGCCUCCAAAGCCAUUACAUCUGCAGAAUUCACAGUCAUCCAUUCCCCACCAAACCCCUAGACAUAAAGUUUUAUAUUCUGCGAAGCAAAGAAUGGAGGAAGUUACAUCUACCUCUUCUUGUGUAUCAAAAGAGAAAACUAGUAAAGUGUCUGAUCUCAUCAGUCAUUUUGAAGGAGGCAGCCCAUCCAGUCUCAGUGAGCUGAAAAAAGAACCCUGUGUUAUCAAUAUUAUUAGAUCUCAAGGAAAGCAUGGGUCGACAUCAUCGCCUCAGCCAAAAUCCUUUUCCCAACACCCACUACAAAAGCAGGGAAAUAAUACAGAUCGAUCUCAGGAUGUACAGAAUUGCACGACCAAUGGAGUAGUAGCACAGAACCGGCUGGAAUGCAGGGACAGCAGGUUGCCAGUUUAUAAUGACAAUACGGCCAUUCAAAGUGAAGAUGCUUCAUUUGAAAGCAGCUUGGUAAAUGGAGAGAGAGAGAGCACAAGUACGGACUCGUUGCAAACUACAGCUGCCUGCAAAGGGGAAACGAUCAAUAGCUGUUGCCGGACUAGUCCAGAUGGGAACACGUUGUUCCCAUCUGGAAAAGAAACUGUAGAAAUGAUUACUAACGCAGAGGAUAAACUGGUUGAGGAGCACAAACAAGACCAACAACUGGAAACAAAGGAGACUGAUGAGCAGAAAUGUUACAAAAUUGCCAGUGAGCUUUUGCACACAGAAAAAGCCUAUGUCAGCAGACUUGAACUCUUAGACCAGGUAUUCUAUAGUAGACUGAUGGAUGAAGCUAACCGGGGUUCAUUUCCUGCUGAAGUUGUUAAUAAAAUGUUUUCCAACAUUUCAUCCAUAAAUCAAUUUCACAGGCAAUUUUUGUUGCCAGAGCUUGAGAAAAGAAUGCAAGAAUGGGACACAAGCCCGAGGAUUGGUGAUAUCCUGCAGAAAUUAGCUCCCUUUCUCAAGAUGUACGGGGAGUAUGUGAAGAAUUUUGACAAUGCAAUGGAAUUGGUAAAAACAUGGACAGAACGAUCACCUCUCUUCAAAUCCAUUAUUCAAGACAUUCAGAAACAGAAAGUCUGUGGAAAUUUGACCUUGCAGCAUCACAUGCUAGAACCAGUGCAACGCAUUCCCCGAUAUGAAAUGCUCCUAAAGGACUACCUAAGAAAAUUGCCACAAGACUCCCUAGACUGGAAGGAUGCUGAAAAAUCCUUGGAAAUAAUAUCCACAGCAGCAAGUCACUCCAACAGCGCCAUCCAAAAAAUGGAAAAUUUAAAGAAGAUGUUGGAAGUUUACGAAAUGUUAGGAGAAGAAGAAGAUAUUGUAAAUCCUUCAAAUGAACUCAUAAAAGAAGGACAGAUCCUUAAACUUGCUGCUCGUAAUACAUCUGCCCAGGAAAGAUACCUCUUCUUAUUCAACAACAUUUUGCUGUACUGCGUCCCCAAAUUCAGCUUAGUGGGAUCUAAGUUCGCAGUUCGGACAAGAGUUGGCAUUGAUGGCAUGAAGAUUGUGGAAACACACAAUGAAGAAUACCCACACACAUUUCAGGUGUCUGGGAAAGAACGAACUUUGGAAUUGCAGGCCAGUUCCGAACAAGAUAAAGAAGAAUGGAUAAAGGCUCUUCAGACUACCAUAGAUGCUUUUCAGCAGAGGAAUGAAACAUUCAGAAAUGCUAUUGCAAAAGAGUAUGACGACAUGCCUAUUGAAGUUUCUAAUGCUGAGCUUGGGAAGAGAGCACCAAGAUGGAUUCGAGACAACGAAGUGACCAUGUGUAUGAAAUGCAAGGAGUCCUUCAAUGCGCUGACAAGGAGGAGGCACCAUUGCCGAGCAUGUGGGCAUGUGGUUUGUUGGAAAUGCUCAGAUUAUAAAGCUCAUCUUGAGUAUGAUGGCAGUAAACUGAACAAGGUUUGUAAAGACUGCUACCACAUUAUAACAGGGUGCACAGACAGUGAAGAAAAGAAAAAAAGAGGAAUCUUGGAGAUUGAAUCAGCAGAAGUAUCUGGGAACAGUGUGAUAUGUAGUUUUCUCCAAUACAUGGAAAAAUCGAAGACUUGGCAAAAGGCUUGGUGUGUGAUUCCUAAACAGGAAGCCCUUGUGUUAUACAUGUAUGGUGCACCACAGGAUGUAAAAGCACUGGCUACUAUUCCACUGUUGGGCUACAUGGUAGAUGAUACUCCAAGAAGUGCUGACCUCCCUCACAGUUUCAAACUCACCCAGUCCAAGUCUGUACACAGUUUUGCUGCAGAUAAUGAGGAACUGAAGCAGAAGUGGUUGAAAGUCAUACAUUUGGCUGUCAAAGGUGAAACCCCAGGUUGCCCAAAUGAUUUGCGGCUGAGCAUAGGAGAUCAGCAUGAACACUCUGUGAAAUUGGAUUCUGAUGCUUGAAACAGCAGAAGGUCUGUAAGAUAUACAUACAUAUAUAUAUAUAUAUUUUCUCCAAUCAACUUUGGAUUGACACUACUUCUGGAAAUAAUGGAAAGAAGUCUCUGGCCUUCUUAACUCUACCAUGUUUCUUAGCACUUUAUGUUGGAAAAGAAAGAAAAAUGCUAAUUUUUUAGGGAUCCUUUACUUAUAUUUAUGUUUUGUCAAUAAAAUUAAUGAAUAGUGCCAUUCCACAUUUCUUUUUUUAAUUAAAUGAAUGUCUUUAUUUAAAAGUUGCCAGUUUUUACUCUGUACACCUUCUCUUCCCAAGAAAAGUGCAUCAUAUGAACUGAAUGCUAUUGGGUAGGAAGUGGCUCCCUUCAUAAUAUUGCAAAUAUUGAUAUAGCUUGUUUACUUUCUAGGACUCCUAGCUGUGUCUUCAAAAGAUAUACCCCCACACUGCCAAAAUACUUGUGUAGUAGCAGUUUGGUUUCUUGUGGCACUCGCUAUACUGACUUGUACAGAUGUUCUGUGUUUGAGAAAAUGAACAAUACCCAGAGAGAAUAUUGGUGUUUAAAAU
Molecule: messenger RNA, 3280 nt
Organism: Eublepharis macularius
Lineage: Eukaryota; Metazoa; Chordata; Lepidosauria; Squamata; Eublepharidae
Gene: FGD4
Product: FYVE, RhoGEF and PH domain containing 4
Exons: 17
Coding region: 1-2724 (907 amino acids)
Biological process (GO): cytoskeleton organization; filopodium assembly
Cellular component (GO): cytoplasm
Molecular function (GO): metal ion binding; guanyl-nucleotide exchange factor activity
Source: RefSeq, a predicted model, not a curated record